GCCAUAUGCUGUUGAAUCUGCACAAAUAUUAUUUGUGUCCCCCCGAAACAAAAAUGUGUGACCCCUGGGAAAAAUGUGUGCCCCCCCGAAAAAAAUUGUGUCGCCCCGAGAAAAAUGUGUCGCCCCAAAAUUAUAUUAUGUCUCCCCCCAAAACAAAGCAUGAUUCCGACAAUUUAUGUAUGUUUUUUUUAUCAUGAUUGUAGUAAGAGACAGUUACUAUGUACGAUUAACAGAAUAUAAACCACAAUAGAGAAAAGUG
Suillus subaureus is the source of this 259-nucleotide messenger RNA. RefSeq lists its product as uncharacterized. Lineage: Eukaryota; Fungi; Basidiomycota; Agaricomycetes; Boletales; Suillaceae. The transcript has 2 exons. The annotation marks the transcript as partial. The record is from RefSeq and is a predicted model, not a curated record.